Molecule: messenger RNA, 1436 nt
Organism: Ruditapes philippinarum (Manila clam)
Lineage: Eukaryota; Metazoa; Mollusca; Bivalvia; Venerida; Veneridae
Product: endothelin-converting enzyme 2-like
Exons: 12
Coding region: 285-1424 (379 amino acids)
Biological process (GO): protein processing
Cellular component (GO): plasma membrane
Molecular function (GO): metalloendopeptidase activity
Source: RefSeq, a predicted model, not a curated record
CAAAUUCACCAAAGAAAUGUUCUGGUCAAGCAUGCAAGAAGAAUUUACGCUUUGAUACUGUAAAUGGCGCAGAUGUAUGUCAGAGUGAUAACGGAGCGCCAGUCUUUUGCAAAAUUGAAAGCAAAUGGCUUUUUACAGGGGUGUCCGUUGUGAAGAAAGGCUGUCAAAAGAAGGAUAUUUUGAUUGUUACACUAUCGCACUUUAGUCGGUCCAUAUCAAAGGCCCUCAAAGAAGAACAGGAGACAUGUGUAAAUCCGGAUUGUGUCCUUGCAGCUGCGAAGCUAAUGAAAUCAAUAGAUACAGAUAUUGAUCCGUGCGAUAAUUUCUAUAAGUUUGCCUGUGGCAAGUAUAUCAAAAUGACCCCAAUUCCAGUGGACAAACAGUUGCACACAACUUUAGCUGAUAUACAAAUAGAUAUACGCAUGAUUGUGAAAUAUAAAUUAGAAGAGCCGAGUAAAUCAGGUGAAAUUGAAGCUGUAACCAAAGCGAAGGGAUUUUAUGAAGCCUGCAUGAACACAGAGGCAAUUGAAAGAGAUGGAAAUGUUCCCUUGCAUAAACUAAUGGAAGACUUAGGAGGUCUUCCAGUGUUGGGAUCAGCAUCAGGUGGAAAAUGGAAUCAAAAUGCUUACUCUUUCGAGGAUCUCAUCGUCACGUCUUUUCGAGUGACAGAUUCCGUACCGAUACUUUAUGUUCAUUUAGAUGAUGUUCGUUUGGUCGGCCAAGAAAAAUACCGUCUUAACUUUGAUCAACCGAGUCUGAAUCUACCCCGACAACUUUAUCUUCAAGGAAAGGAAGACCCGGCUUUAUUGGCACUCAAAACGUAUUACUUAGAGCUAUUUCAAGCGUUUGGGGCAAAUGAAUCCGCAGCUGCAGAAUUCGCUGAAAAUACCUUAGAUCUUGAAAUUGACCUUGCAAACAUAAGUUCGGACGAUCCGUACAAAUCGUCGGUUAUAAAAAUUGUUCCCGUCAGCAGCCUUCAGGAAUUUGGAGCCACGGUGAAUUUUUCGCAAAUUGUUGAGGGUAUUUAUCAAGUUGGUGGAUUUUCCUUGCAAGCUUCUGAUGUAGUCACCAUAUUUUCAAUUGACUAUUUCAAAAACACCGCCACUGUGCUCAAUAAACACUCAAACAGUGUUAUUGCUAAUUAUAUUGUGACCAAGGUUGUUAUGACACAAGUUAACUUUCUGCCACAAAUCUAUACAGAUAUUACUGAGCGAUUUCUAGCAGCUACUGGACAGGCCAUUAACUCUGCCACAACUAGACUUGAAUAUUGUGUUAAUAUGUUGAGAGAUAGGAUGCCUGACGUUAUAACUCGACUCUUCGCAAAGGAAGCCUUUCUUGAAAAAGACCGACGUUACGCAAGACAUUACAUUUAUCAUUUUUCUCAAUUAUUAGCAAAAAAUGUGUUUUUUACAAGAAAUACGUAAUAGAGUUAAGUA